AUGGAGCAAGAGGCACAAAAUGGAGAACCUGCUGAAAUUAAGAUCAUCAAGGAAGCAUACAAAAAAGCCUUUUUAUUUGUUAAUAAAGGACUGAAUACAGAUGAAUUAGGUCAGAAGGAAGAAGCAAAGAACUGCUAUAAGCAAGGAAUAGGACACCUGCUCAGAGGAAUCAGCAUUUCAUCAACAGACCCUAAGCAUACAGGUCCUGAGUGGGAAUCUGCUAGGCAGAUGCAACAGAAAAUGAAAGAAACACUACAGAAUGUACGUACCAGGUUGGAAAUUCUAGAGAAGGGUCUUGCCACUUCUCUACAGAAUGAUCUUCAGGAGGUGCCCAAGUUAUAUCCAGAAUUUCCACCUAAAGACAUAUCUGAAAAGUCACUGGCACCUCAGUUUUUUAGUUCACCUCCUCAGCCCACUGAGGUAAAUGGAAACACUUCAGCUACCAAUACAGAGUCAGUUUUUGCACCUAGUUCUCUAUCCUUACCAUCUCAAAGUCAUCCAGCAGAAGCACCUCCUGCUUAUACUCCUCAAGCUGCUGAGGGUCACUAUACUGUAUCAUAUGGGACAGAAUCUGGGGAAUUUUCAUCAGUUGGAGAAGACUUCUACAGAAAUCAUUCUCAGCCACCUCCUCUUGAGACUUUAGGGCUAGAUGCAGAUGAGUUGAUUUUGAUACCAAAUGGAGUACAGAUUUUUUUUGUAAAUCCUGCAGGGGAGGUUAGUGCACCUUCAUAUCCUGGAUAUCUUCGAAUUGUGAGAUUCUUGGAUAAUUCUCUUGAUACAGUUCUCAACCGUCCUCCUGGGUUUCUUCAGGUUUGUGACUGGUUGUACCCUCUAGUUCCGGAUAGAUCUCCAGUUCUUAAAUGUACUGUAGGAGCCUACAUGUUUCCUGAUACAAUGUUACAAGCGUCAGGAUGCUUUGUGGGGGUCGUCUUGUCUUCUGAAUUACCAGAAGAUGAUAGAGAACUCUUUGAAGAUCUGUUAAGACAAAUGUCUGACCUUCGGCUCCAGGCAAACUGGAACCAGGCUGAAGGAGAAAAUGAAUUCCAAAUCCCUGGCAGAGUAAGAUGCCCCUCUGACCAACUAAAAGAAGCCAGUGGUUCUGAUGUGGGUCAGUUGGAUCCUUCUUUGGACCAAGGUAUUAAGGAUGUACGUCAUAAAGGAAAACGGGGUAAAAAGGGUAAAGGUACUUCAAGUGAAGAAGUCAAUCUGAGUCACAUGGUACCAUAUGAGCCAGUUGCAGAAGAAAAAGUAAAGGAAUUACCUGAAUGGAGUGAGAAAGUGGCUCAAAACAUUUUGUCAGGUGCUUCCUGGGUAAGUUGGGGUUUAGUCAAAGGUGCUGAAUUUACUGGUAAAGCAAUUCAGAAAGGUGCUUCUAAACUCCGGGAACGGAUUCAACCAGAAGAAAAACCAGUGGAAGUUAGUCCAUCUGUGACCAGGGGACUUCAUAUAGCAAAGCAGGCUACUGGAGGAGCAGCGAAAGUCAGUCAGUUCCUGGUUGAUGGAGUUUGCACUGUAGCAAAUUGUGUUGGGAAGGAACUAGCUCCACAUGUCAAGAAGCAUGGAAGCAAACUUGUUCCAGAAUCUCUUAAAAAAGACAGAGAUGGGAAGUCUCCCCUGGAUGGUGCUAUGGUCGUAGCAGCAAGUAGUGUUCAAGGAUUUUCAACUGUCUGGCAGGGAUUGGAAUGUGCUGCUAAAUGCAUUGUUAACAAUGUUUCAGCAGAAACAGUACAAACUGUCAGAUACAAAUAUGGACAUACUGCAGGAGAAGCUACACACGAUGCAGUAGAUUCUGCCAUCAAUGUUGGUUUAACUGCCUAUAAUAUUGAUAACAUUGGCAUCAAAGCAAUGGUAAAGAAAACUGCUAAACAAACCGGACAUACAAUCCUUGAGGACUAUAAAAUAGUUGAUAAUUCAAAGGAGGGAAACCAAACAGGGGGAGCAAAUGUAAAUAUGAAGGGGGCGAAGGAUGAUCAGACAGAGGAACUCAAGAAGAAUGAAGCAAAGAAGAAAGAUAAGUGA
Messenger RNA from Pipistrellus nathusii (Nathusius's pipistrelle), 2019 nucleotides. Lineage: Eukaryota; Metazoa; Chordata; Mammalia; Chiroptera; Vespertilionidae. The record is from the annotation of a GenBank genome assembly.